Molecule: messenger RNA, 339 nt
Organism: Aspergillus ochraceoroseus IBT 24754
Lineage: Eukaryota; Fungi; Ascomycota; Eurotiomycetes; Eurotiales; Aspergillaceae
Product: TOM13-domain-containing protein
Exons: 2
Coding region: 1-339 (112 amino acids)
Biological process (GO): protein insertion into mitochondrial outer membrane; mitochondrial outer membrane translocase complex assembly
Cellular component (GO): mitochondrial outer membrane
Source: RefSeq, a predicted model, not a curated record
AUGGCGUCAAACGACGUUUCGCACUCGAGGAUCGCGCUAUAUGAAUCCGGCCUGACAAUCCCCUCGGACUCGGAAAACUACUCUGCGAACCAUGAAGUCUCUGCCUCCACGUCGACCACAUCUAGCUCGCCGCUGAUUCUCUACAAACCCCCGACUAUCUUGGGCCUUCUCCGCGGGGUGGCCAUCAACCUAGUGCUCCCUUUUGUCAACGGGUUGAUGCUGGGAUUUGGUGAGCUAUUUGCACAUGAGGCUGCAUUUAGGCUAGGUUGGUCGGGAACGAAGAUUUUCCCUACAUACCGACGAACACAGCCUGUCAGCCCUGGAAUGGAGCUUAGGUGA